Messenger RNA from Carya illinoinensis, 1451 nucleotides. Its product is annotated as zinc finger BED domain-containing protein RICESLEEPER 1-like. NCBI's taxonomy places the organism in Eukaryota, Viridiplantae, Streptophyta, Magnoliopsida, Fagales, Juglandaceae. Bases 362 to 1072 code for a protein of 236 amino acids. The transcript has 2 exons. Gene Ontology annotation, molecular function: DNA binding. The record is from RefSeq and is a predicted model, not a curated record.
UGAAAAAUAUAUUGAAUCGUGCCUUCUUCAUUGGGAUAUUGAUAAGAUAUUUACUGUUACUGUUGAUAAUGAUAACUCAAAUGAUACUACAAUUUCAUAUUUGAAACAUUUUUUUACGGGAAAUAUGUUGAGGGGAAAGUAUAUGCACAUGAGAUGUUGUGCUCAUAUUCUGAACCUUGUCGUGAAUGAGGGUUUUAAGGAGUGUAAUGACGCCAUUACAAUGAUUAGAAUUGCGGUUAGAUAUGUGCGCUCCUCCCCUGCAAGGUUAUAUAAGUUUAAGAGAUGUGCAGAAAAAGAGAAAAUUGAUAGUAAAAAAAUGUUGUCCCUUGAUGUGCAAACCCGAUGGAAUUCAACUUAAAUAAUGUUCGAGGCGGCUGAAAAAUUUGAGAAGGCUUUCAGGCGGAUGGAGAGUGAGGAUCACAAUUUUCUCUCUUACUUUAAGGAUGGAAACAUUGGGCCUCCUAGAGCUAAGGAGUGGGAGACAAUGCGGGUAUUUGUAAAAUUUUUGAAAAUGUUUUAUGAUACCACUUGUAGAUUUUCUGGGUCUUUGUAUGUCACAGCAAAUACCAGUUUUUUGGAGAUUUGUAUGCUUCAAAAAGAGUUGGUUAGGCUGAGUGAAAGUGAUAAUAAUUGUUUGAUGAAUAUGGCUGUGAGCAUGAGAAUUAAAUAUGAUAAGUAUUGGGGUUCAUUGGAUAGGAUGAACUUGAUGUUGUUGAUUGCAGUUGUACUUGAUCCACGUAGUAAGUUGGGGCUUCUUACUUUCCACAUGAAAAAAAUUUAUGAUGAGUGUCAGGCUGAAAAGUUGGUGUCGAAUGUGAAACAGUUAUUAUCAGAUUUGUAUGCGGAGUAUAAUGAUGCGUUCGGUUCUAACUCGGUUAACUCGACUGAACAUGUUCCCCCUCUGCCAUCUACAUUCACAAAAGUUGGUGAAGACAAUCAUGAAUCACAAUUUUUUUAUGAGUGGUUGCUAGCAUCAAGUGCCUCUGGAUCUACAUUUGCCAAAACAGAGAUUGACCGGUAUUUUUCAUAUGCUUGUGAGGCAUUCACCCAGUCUUUUGACUUGUUGAACUAGUGGAAAGUUAAUGAGCCUAAUUAUCCUAUUCUUACGAGGAUUGCAUGAGACUUAUUGCCCAUGCCUGUUUCCACGGUUGCAUCAGAAUCAGCAUUUAGUACAGGGGUCGUGUACUUGAUCCUUUCUGGAGUUCAUUGGCUCCGAGAACUGUUGAAACACUUAUUUGUACUCAGAAUUGGUUGCGACAUCCAUCAACCCCAAUUGAUAUUCGAGAGGCCAUGGAUAAUGUUGAAAGCUUUGUAGUAGAAUCUGAGUUAGGAGCAUCGUGCAUCACAACUAUUGAUGACUGAAGAGUCGAAUACUGCAUUGGACAUCUAUUUGGAAUCUUGAAGACUUGAAGAAUGAAGAUUUCUCUCGUAUUUUAAGACAAUCUGGAAUC